AUACUAAUCAGACUUUACACAAUAAGGACUAUACACAAAAUUUAAAUUUAAAUCACACUAAAAACACGAAACAUAAACACUUGUGGGUUUUUGAUGUACUUUGUGGGUAACUCGAUCAAGCUUCGCGCCAUGGCUUGUCCGGAGAGCCAGCCCUCCCAUAAUCCGGAAAACCGCCUCAUAAAGGCCUCUACGGCCUAUUUAGAGUCCCUCGCCAUCAGUGUGGUUGUCCUGCUGAGCUUUUUCUUUUUCAUAUACGACAUGUACAUUGUGAUACCAACCAUGAUGGGAACUUUUGGCCAGACCUUCCAUGGAUUUCUGGGCGCGUGGAUCGUUUUUAACAUCCUGGGAAACUUGUGGGCCUGCAACAGGACCAAGAGCUGGGUGGCCAGCCUGUCCGCCGAGGAGCUAACUCCGCCGAAGGGGGAGGAGUACACGUGGAGCCACUGCGAACCGUGCAACUUGCUUAUGCCGCCCCGAUCGUGGCACUGCAAGAUAUGCGAUCGCUGCGUCCUAAAGAGGGAUCACCAUUGCAACUUCACGGGCUGCUGCAUCGGACACAACAACCAUCGGUACUUCAUUUGGUUACUGUUCUACAUGAGUGUCGGCACCGGACUGGCCCUGGUGUACAAUUUCAUAUAUACUUUGAGCCACGGGCGCAUAACCCUGGUAGAUCCUAUAUUUAUGUAUAUGCUUUUUCUUGAGACGCUAUUGGGUCAUGGCCAGGAGGAGUUACAGAGAAAAUAUUUCAUAUUUCUUAUCCUUUAUGUGAACGCCAUGGUUUUCGUGCUGCCGGCCGCGAAGUUGGUCUAUCAAAUGUGAUUACUCCGGAACAACGCAGUUUUCUUCAGCAAAUCGGACCGAAGUUACGAUCUAGGAUUCUGGAAGAAUUUGUAUGAGGUGCUGGGCCGUCGUGGACUCUGGACUGUACUCUCGCCCACGAUCAAGAGUCCCCUGACCCACAACGGAACUCAAUGGAAAUCAAAGCAAUCUGUUUGAUUCACCUUUCGAUUAGAUCUUAACCGGUUUUAUUCAAAAUUUAAGAAGCGAUAGUUUAUUUCCAUUAAGAAACACUUUCCUUAUAAAAUAAAUGUCUACCAGAUAUUGAAAU
Drosophila ananassae is the source of this 1108-nucleotide messenger RNA. RefSeq names its product palmitoyltransferase ERF2. Lineage: Eukaryota; Metazoa; Arthropoda; Insecta; Diptera; Drosophilidae. Bases 94 to 819 code for a protein of 241 amino acids. The record is from RefSeq and is a predicted model, not a curated record. The transcript has a single exon. Gene Ontology annotation, molecular function: palmitoyltransferase activity.